This is a messenger RNA of Exaiptasia diaphana, 1130 nucleotides long. RefSeq lists its product as uncharacterized. The record is from RefSeq and is a predicted model, not a curated record. NCBI's taxonomy places the organism in Eukaryota, Metazoa, Cnidaria, Anthozoa, Actiniaria, Aiptasiidae.
AUGUCGAACCACAAGGCAUCCCAAUUAUCUUCAAUACCGGCAUGCAACACGCAGGAACGGUUCCUUUUUCGACUUCCCCUAUUUUUGGCACAUCAGAGGACAGCUUAUGCGAUCAUCCAGGAGGAACAGAAGUGAUAUUCUUAAACCUCACAGAGAACAURAUCUUUGAUAAGUUCCARUCUCGACGUGGUGGCGAGGCAAGGAUGCGUGUUUUGAAUGGUAAUGUUCAGAUGGUUUGCAAGUCUCCGGUUCAAAUUAUGUGCAUUAAGGUGUUUGUUUUCCGAGAACCUGAUGCAGCCAAGUUGUGCGGAGACGACAACGGUCGCAUGGAACUUCCGGUUAARAUGGGGAACAUGGAAGUGCCCGAUUGCUCCGGGAUUUAUCAGCAAUUUUUCUCAGUCGAUCUUGAUUCAAUUUACGACGGUCCAAAGAAGCCUGCUUACGAGCUUGCAAAGGUAGAAACAGAAAUAAGAAACCAGUUCCAACUGGCGGUAGAGGUCCAGUAUAUCGGAGGAGCUGGAUUUCAAGAGUUCAUCAGCAUACCUUUCUUGUUAAGAACGAGGCCGAAAAAACCGAAAAAUGGUCCUAAUGGAAAAGCUUCGAAGAGAGUAAGGCUUCCAGAUUCAACCGAUUGUGUGGAGGUUUAUUCGCCAGACACUUCAAGACCACGCCUAGAGAACGGAGUGAUGGCAGAAGGAAUCCAGUUCAGCCCCAGCAGUAUAUCCAACUCGUCAGCUUUUCUCAUGUUGAAAAACUGUUUUGUGUGCAUCGUGAUGGGAAUAACAGACAAACAAGUGACGAUGGAAAUAGAAACCAUGUAUGACAAUGUCGAAAUGACGCUGACUGACAAGUUGAAAGAAGAGCGAAAGCGCGCAAGACGAGUGCUAUGCUUGUCGAUGGGAACGCUGGUGUUUUUGCUUUUUGGAUUGUCUGUUUUGGCCUUUGAGCUGUUCUACCCUGGGUCAGCCCUAAGGGAGGCGAUCUGCAAAGCAGGGAGUAUGGACGGACAUUGGGCUACUUAUAAGUUUAUUGGAUUGUCAAAAGAUCAGUCUUACUUUGUUAAAGGCGUUGAAUUUGCUUCGUUUGACAAACUAAAAGAAAAAGUCAAACCAGCGUUGGAUGAUGUGUCU